AUGAAUCAGGGGGAGUUCACAUCCGAAGGAGGGGCAGAGGUCUAUGCUGCUCAGAGCUAUCCGGAGAGGCCUCAAUCUGAACAGAGGCCCAUGUUUAAUCAGGGGCAACAGAGCUCCAACUCGGGUUGGAGAAAUCAGCAGAACUCGGGAUGGAGGAACCAAGCCCCUGGCCAAGGGUCGGGAUCAAACCAAGGUCACAUGCAAGGACAUGGGCAGAGUUCUCAAUUUUGUCAAGAGCCGCCGCUGUCGCGGCCGCCUUCUACAAUAGCCACCACCAAGGAAUCUUGCCAAGAAGUUCAGGCUGUGAUAGAAUUCUUGAAACCCCAGGUUGUCUUUUUGGAGCUGUGCUCUAGUCGUGUUGCGAUUCUUACGCCGCAAAACUUGAAGCGAAAAGCACUAGAUGACAAGUUAAAGGAAAAGGAGGAACGAGAAGCAUUUCAGGUUAAUAUUGGUGACUUCGGCUUGGCAGUUAUGAAGUGUGUGAUGCUUGAUUUGAAACUCCAAGGGAUUAGAGCAGGUGGGAACUCAGAUUUCAGUGAUGAAAUGGGCAAGGAACUUAGCCAAAUGAGUGUGGCAGCUGGGCUAAGGUUCUUGAACCGGGCAGCGCUGAAGAGUCUAGAAGAGUUUGGAAUAGAAGGUUCCAUGAAAAGUCCAUGGAAAAGAUGCUGCUAUUCUUGUCCCUGGUGAUGUAGUUUGUAUAAAAUUGGGCGAUAUUAAGAAGCUGGUGCUUGUAUGG
This is a messenger RNA of Salvia miltiorrhiza (redroot sage), 736 nucleotides long. RefSeq lists its product as uncharacterized. The record is from RefSeq and is a predicted model, not a curated record. Bases 1 to 687 code for a protein of 228 amino acids. NCBI's taxonomy places the organism in Eukaryota, Viridiplantae, Streptophyta, Magnoliopsida, Lamiales, Lamiaceae. The transcript has 8 exons.